CAUAGUGCAGCACGAAGCUUGAAGUCAGCUCAACUCGCCGGGUUGCUGUGUCAGACGGAACUCGGCCCUCAAGGACGCCACCAGGCUACAGACAUAGACAGAGAGUCAAGUCCAGGUUCACAAGAGGGUGGUAACCAGUCCAGUCCACCCCAUCAAGUCUUGUUCAGUCACCUUCCUCUCCAUUCUCAACUACAGGUGCGUUCACCGUUCCCACUGAUUCCCAUCGGAGGUAUCCAGAUGGUCCACACCAUGCCAACGUCUGUCAGCACUCCUCAGGGCCAGCAGGGGCAGCAGCAGGCCACAUCCUGCUUCCCGCUCCAUGAGGAAAGAACGUCAGAAGAGCUCCAAAGCAGCAAGGCCUCUUGCCCUCCUUUCACCUCCUCUGCUGAGGGAGGAGGACCAGGAGGUGUGAAGUCAUCUGGGGCACCUUCUCCCGCCUUGCAGGGGUUAUGGGUUAUGGGUAGAGAGCAGGAAGCAAGCGUCCACACGUGCACUAAAGCCAUCGCCUCGCUUCGCAUCGACCCUGAGGAGCACACUGAGAGGCUGAGAGGCAGCGAGGAGGACCGCCCCUCAUCGUCCUCGUCCGCCACCUCGGGACAACAUCAGUACUUGCCACCCACCUCAGCGUCCCCGCUCUCUCCUCUGGUUCAGCACUUUAGCUGCCUCGGGCCUCCGCACGCCUCAGGUACCGCCUCCCCGCUUUGCCCCUCCCCUGGUCCAGCGUCAGAAAGCACAGCGAGAAGCAAAGACGUGUCGUAGACAUGCAACACAAAGCAAACACAACUUUUGCACAAGUUAACACACAGUGUUUUAUUUAAAGACUUUGAAGAGAUUGUGUGUGUGCAGUCAAAAAGGGUACUUUAAAAACAACAUUAAUAAUAAGUAUGUAAAUGUGUGCCUUUUGCUUUGUGCUUAUAUUCUUAUAAGCCAUCAACUAGCCCUGCUCCUUCCCUCUUUUUCUCAACAAGCGAUGUGAAGUGAAGAAUAUAAAUAUUACGUACGGUUGCACUAAAUCAUAUUUUUUUAUGAGGGACAUUGAAAAACUAAUUAUACAACAAACAAAUAAUACUAUUUAUUAUUGUUACCAUGUUUCAUAAACUGUACAUUUCUUAAAUGUCGUGGAUGCCUUUUUCUAUUUAGAAGCAUGUUUUUUGCUAUUAGGUCGAUGAUAUGUACACACAAUAUUGCUUCAUAUUUCGUCAAUGUACACGUAAUAUAUCAACAUGAUCCAUACAUUACAGUACUUUCACUUUUCUUCUUGCUUUUCAAGAUGAUUUUAUUCAGCAUUAAAUGGUCAGCAUGCCUUCAAUCAUUGUAGUUAACCCCGCCCCUCCCUGUUAUACACACCCUAUAAGCACCGUCCCACCCAGCACCUUCCGCCAUUGAGGGGUCACUAACCUUACUCAUUACUCUUCAUCAAAACAUUCCACAUCAUCACCCAGCGACAUAGCAUGGCUGUCGCCGAGAUACACAUCCAUCCACACUCCUCUUUAAAAAAAUACUUUGACUCUUGAAACUUCUAGCAUUUGUCAAAUUACUUUCUUCUUACGUGAACAAUUACAUGUUCAUAUUUUCACAUUUCUCACUUAGAUAUUACGUGAACAACUACACGUUCAUAUUUUCACAUUUCUCUCUGGAAUACAAGAAAAAAAAUGACAUGUGGACCUAUGGUGUACAUACAUAAAUAAAUGGGAAUACACGAUACAUACAUUAUUUAUACAUAAAUACAUACAAUUAAUACAUAUAUUAAUACAUCCAUAAUAUGACUGGCUUGUUUUGUAGUAGCCAGUCUUUGAAUGUUGCUAAUAUUCAGUUGUAUGAAUAUUUGAAAUGUCACAUGAUGAUUGAAGAGUGGACAUUGUUGUCCUCGCCUGCUGAGCAUUCCCCUUGUAGCUAAACAAUAUUUAGUCGCCAGCAGGGGGCGUACUUGUCUCAACACAAUCAAGAGCAGGAAGAGGAAGGAGUCAUGUGACGUAUUGUGGGCGGAGCCGGGCAGGCUGCAAUGUGACUUAUUUGUACUAGUGUGUAUUACGUGUGUGUUCCGCUUGUAUAUCAACUUUCUUGUUUUUCUUAUGAGUCUAGCGCCUUCUGGUGUGUGACGUCAAAGCACAAGUCAACGUAGUAAAUAUUAGCAUUAGCAUUGUACAGCUAUGACCAGGAGCAAAGUGUGGUGAUGUGGAGGUAAACAAUAACACACAACUACCAUGUAUGAUGACCCGAAGAGGAAUGACAGUGCAAACGUGGAUUGUUGUUUUCAAAUAAAUAUAAACAAUGAAAAUCUGUUUGUGCCACCGGACUUUGACGUUUAACCCAUCAUCAUGCUGUGUAUUUUAUUUGUCUUGCCACAAGCGGGUCUUUGUGUCUGCAUACGAUGAUCAAGUGAAUUAUGUUCUGAUGAACACUUUCAUCACCACAUAAACCAGUGUGUGUAUAAGUGUGUGCUCCAUUGAACUCUCGCUGACCUUAAAAGUCGUCAUCGCAAAGACUUUUAUUGUGAAAACCUAGUCUUCUUUGGAACCCAAAGAGCUAUGAGCCAAAGUGUGACAGCGCCUUUCUGUCUGUCAACAAAGGUACUGCCAGCCAGCUGGAGGCCAUGCUGUCAUUUGCGAGAAAUGUGGAUUUUUUUUUUUCUUCUCACUCCUGGAAGAGCUCCGACGAAAAUAAAAGCCACUGAGUCUCGGAGAAGAUGAGGUACAAAAAAAAAGGACCCAGAGCUUCGAAUGAAAAAACACGAGGUGUAAUGAAACUAAACGACUUCACCAGCUGGAGAACUGAUGACUGGCUAGAUGUAUUUCUCCACUUUGGGGAUGAAAUUACAUGGAAAAUAGCAAGUGCGUUAACAGAAAGCAGGUUAAGUGAAAACUCUGACAUGAAAUUCAGGGUUUUCCAUUCCAAUAAAGAGAAAUAGAGUAAUUCAAACCCAAAG
Molecule: messenger RNA, 2926 nt
Organism: Entelurus aequoreus (snake pipefish)
Lineage: Eukaryota; Metazoa; Chordata; Actinopteri; Syngnathiformes; Syngnathidae
Product: transcription factor HIVEP2-like
Exons: 3
Coding region: 238-759 (173 amino acids)
Source: RefSeq, a predicted model, not a curated record